CUUUAACCAAAACAAGAGAUUAAACACAGAACAAAUAUGAAAAUCCAGUAGUCUUCUAAUGAGACAAAGAGACUUGCAAAAACGUAAAAUGUAAAAAGAUCCACUCUUUUCAUUACCUUGUCUAUUUUUGGAAAUAGCUAUUUUUCAUAAAAACAUUUCUGUUAACUUGCAAGGGCUUAAGAAUGUUAUUCUAAAGAAAUUAAUAAAAAUAUUAAAUUUUUAUUCCUAGUAUGGUAAAUACAGAUAGAUAUAACCAAGAUAAACAAAAUUACCCUUGGGGCCCUCGCUAAUUUGUAAGACUGUGUGGAUAUCCUGAAACCCAAGUGUUUGAGAAUCGCUCACUCCAACAGGCCCUGGGCCAGGACUCAGGGAGACUGCGUGACAAAGAGCUCUCGGUGCAGGAGGAGAGGGGUCAGGGCAGAGUCCCAGGUCCCCGGACGUGGAUCUCAGGGUCUGAGGUCCGAGGGCGGAGUCUGGGGCCGGGAAGCUCAGUGUUGGGGAGUCCCCGUCGCCCCGAGUUUCACUUCUCCCUCUCACAACCUGUGUCAGCUCCUCCUGCCUGGUGACUCAUGACGCGGCCCCAGUUCUCACUCCCAAUGCGUGUCCGGUUUCUACAGCAGUCAGUCAGCGUCUUCGCGGUUCCCGGUUAUAAAGUCGCCACCACCUUGCGGAACUCAGAUUCUCCCCAGAUCGCAAAGAUGUGGGUCAUGGAGCCUCGCACCUUCCUCCUGCUGCUCUCGGGGGCCCUGACUCUGACCGAGACCUGGGCGGGCUCCCACUCCCUGAGGUAUUUCUACACCGCCGUGUCCCGGCCCGGCCGCGGGAAGCCCCGCUUCAUCGCCGUCGGCUACGUGGACGACACGCAGUUCGUGCGGUUCGACAGCGACGCCGCGAGUCAGAGGAUGGAGCCGCGGGCGCCGUGGGUGGAGCAGGAGGGGUCGGAGUAUUGGGAGCAGCAGACGCGGGACGCCAAGGGCCACGCACGGAAUUUCCGAGUGAACCUGAACAACCUGCGCGGCUACUACAACCAGAGCGAGGCCGGGUCUCACACCCUCCAGUGGACACAUGGUUGCUACAUGGGGCCGGACCGGCGCCUCCUCCGCGGGUACAGUCAGUACGCCUACGACGGCGCCGAUUACAUCGCCCUGAACGAGGACCUGCGCUCCUGGACCGCGGCGGACACGGCGGCUCAGAUCACCCGGCGCAAGUGGGAGGUGGCCGGUGAGGCGGAGCAUGACAGGAACUACCUGGAGGGCACGUGCGUGGAGUGGCUCCUCAGACACCUGGAGAACGGGAAGGAGAUGCUGCAGCGCGCGGACGCCCCAAAGACACAUGUGACCCACCACCCCAUAUCUGUCCGUGAAGUCACCCUGAGGUGCUGGGCCCUGGGCUUCUACCCUGCGGAGAUCACCCUGUCCUGGCAGCGUUACGGGGAGGACCUGACCCAGGACACAGAGUUUGUGGAGACCAGGCCUGCAGGGGACGGGACCUUCCAGAAGUGGGCAGCUAUGGUGGUGCCUUCUGGAGAGGAGCAGAGAUACAUGUGCCAUGUGCAGCUCGAGGGGCUGUCUGAGCCCGUCACCCAGAGAUGGGAGCUGCCUACUGAGUCCACCAUCGCCACCCUGGGCCUCAUUGUCGGCCUGGUUCUCCUUGGAACUGUGGCCACUGGCGCUCUGGUGGCUGGAGCUGUGAUGUGGAGGAAGAAGCGCUCAGGUAGGGAAUGGAGUGGGGGUUUGAGUUUUCUUGUCCCAUUUGGGGGUUUCAAGCCCAGGUAGAAGUUUGCCCUGCCUCAUUAAUGGGAAGUCCCAUCCACACACGUGUGCUCACUACUCUGGAGCUGAUUGUUAACACUCUUAUUAAAGCGCUUGUGAAAAUGAAAGAGAUUUCUUCACCUUGAUAAUUCUGGUGCUGGGAACCUGAUUCCCAGCAGUUGAAGGUCGGAGGGGAAGGUCACGGCUGAGAACAGAGCUCCAGGAGGGCAGUCGGUCCAGUCCCCACAUAUCUCCUUUCUUCUUGUUUCCCGAUCCUGUCCUGGGUCUUCAGUCACGGUUCUGGAAACUUCCCUGUGGUCCAGGACUAGGGGGUUCUUCUAGCAUCUCAUGGCCCAGCCUUCUCCCUGUUUUCUUCCCACAGGUGAAAAAAAGAGGGGGUUACUUGCAGGCUGCAAGUAAGUUUGAGUUGGGAGGUUGAUCCUUGAAACACUCCGGAUAGUGUAGACUGGAGCCUGUGGGGGAGCUCACUCACCCCGUAGUUCCUCCUUUAGUCUCAUCUCCUUUGGGCUCUGGCCAGGUCUUGCUUUUGCUCUACCCCAGGCAGUGACAGUGCCCAGGGCUCUGAUGUGUCUCUCGUGGAUCCUAAGGUGAGACUCCAGCGGGUGUGAAGUGGGAGUGGCAUUGGAGAGAGGGGACACGACUGGGUUAUGAGGAUUCUUUGAUUGGGACAUUUUGAACAUGCAGUGGGCUGUUGAGAAUCUCAACACUUAAUGUGACUGACGUGAAUUUAUUCAUGAUUAUUUUCUUUCAUGGUGUGAGACAGCUACCUUGUGGGGACCAACUGAUGCAAGAUUUGUUCACACUCCCACUUUGGGACUUCACAUCCCCUGACUUCGCUCUCAGUAACUGGCAUCUGAACCUGUCUGUGUUCCAUUUAGCAUAAUGAGAGGAGGUGGGGAGACUGGCCCACCCCAUCCCCCACGACCUCCUCCCCACAGUGACCUUCCUCUUUCCCUGAUGACUUUCUUGUUCCAGCAGAGGCGGGGCUGGACCAUCCCCAUCCCUGUCUUAACUUCCUGUUGCACUGAGUAGUAAUGAUUUGCUUCCUUACUGAAAAUAGGAAUCUUGAUAUGAAUUUGUUUUUUCUAAUUCUUGUCAUAAGGGAUUUAUGUUUAAUUAAAGGAGAAGAUUCCUAAAGAUGGAGAGAGGAAAUAAACGGACGCACGGAGAACAUUCCAGAAUUUGUUUGCUGUGCUUAAUCUGUUGCAGGUGUGGACAGGAGAAGGCUGUGAGGAGCCCAGCGUGGACAGGGCCUGUGCCUAGUCAGUGCUCAGUGCAUCACAGGCUUUGAUAUUGUCAUUCUUUGGCUGGGUCAUCUUUGCUGCUCCUUUGUUCUGGUCUGUUCAGUAGAACCUUGUCCCACCAAGACCUGUGAUCACAGGGAUGAGGAUAUCACCUGGACAUUGUCUUCAGGACCAUGGUCAGUGAGAGCUCUGUCUGGUUGGGUCAGCCUAGGCUCUGGCCAGGGUCCAGCCCUCAGCCCCUACAUUUUGUGUGUUUGUAUUUUGUUUCUUUGGGGAUUUUUUUUUAUUAUGUCUAGUUUUUCAUGUUUAGAGUUCUGAUCUCAUUUUUUUCUGGGUGUCCCCUGUGUCUGACAGCAGCAGGAGUUAUUUUGCCUGUCAUUGUCCCCACAAGGGCUAGGGUGGCCCCUGCACACAGGAGACUCUGUGGUAUCGAGAGAUGAAUUUUCAGACUCAUCCAGCUCUUGCCCUCCUUCUAGGGCUGUUUCCUGCAUUGUUCUUCCCAUCUAGGGAUCUGAUAGGUUCUCAUCUUAGAUACAUUCCUCUUGUAUAACUGUCUUCUCUGCAGCCUGCCCCCUCUCUCUACCCUUAGCUCUAGUCAUCCUGGUGCUGGCUCCAAUCCAAACUCAUGGAUUUAGGAAGUUGAGUCUACUUUAGAUUCACAAUUGGUUGGAAAAUAGGACUCAUAAACCUAGAAUUGUCUUUUCUGAGGAGAGAAAUAUAAUUGUGUG
Molecule: messenger RNA, 3744 nt
Organism: Equus quagga
Lineage: Eukaryota; Metazoa; Chordata; Mammalia; Perissodactyla; Equidae
Product: patr class I histocompatibility antigen, A-2 alpha chain-like
Exons: 5
Coding region: 570-1775 (401 amino acids)
Biological process (GO): positive regulation of T cell mediated cytotoxicity; antigen processing and presentation of endogenous peptide antigen via MHC class I via ER pathway, TAP-independent; immune response
Cellular component (GO): external side of plasma membrane
Molecular function (GO): signaling receptor binding; peptide antigen binding
Source: RefSeq, a predicted model, not a curated record